AUGUCUGUGUUUGUCUUAGGCUCAGGAUUGCUGAGUUUUACAUCCAUUUCCUCAAUUCAGCGACCAGACUCAAACCCUUCUUCACCUUCACCUACACACGCUUCUCUUCCUUCCUCUUCAGCUUCUACUACUAUCCAUGAUACUGAUUCCUCUCCAGAAUCCAUUACCGUUAAGAAUGUCAAGUUUACGUAUAGCAGAGCAUCACCUUCAAUCAGAUGGCCCCACUUGAAACUCUCUGAAAUGUUGUACCCUUCUACGCAGACCCAGUUGGAAGAAAAUGAUGUUUUCACCGCAAAGACUCCACCUUCUGAGGCCACAGAUGAAACCCAUAAACCAGAUUGCGUUGUGAAUGAUGAAACCCAGGAAGCAUUGGGUAGGCCAAGCAAGACACGGGUGAAAAAGAUGAACAAAUUGGCACUGAAAAGAGACAAGAAUUGGAGGGAAAGAGUGAAGUAUUUGACGGAUAGGAUUCUGGGGUUGAAAUCAGAGGAGUUUGUGGCUGAUGUGUUGGAUGAACGCAAAGUUCAGAUGACACCAACUGAUUUUUGCUUUGUGGUCAAAUGGGUGGGUCAAAACAACUGGCAUCGUGCGCUUGAGCUCUAUGAAUGCUUGAAUUUGAAGCACUGGUACUCACCAAAUGCAAGGAUGCUUGCCACUAUCUUGGGUGUGUUGGGAAAAGCUAAUCAAGAAGCACUAGCUGUUGAAAUCUUCACAAGGGCUGAGUCAUCCAUAGGGGAUACAGUUCAAGUGUACAACUCCAUGAUGGGUGUUUAUGCACGGAAUGGUCGCUUCAACAAGGUCAAAGAGCUGCUUGAUUUAAUGCGUGAAAGAGGAUGUGAGCCUGACCUGGUGAGUUUCAAUACUUUGAUUAAUGCACGAUUGAAGUCUGGAGCAAUGGUGCCUAAUUUAGGUAUCCAACUUUUAAAUGAAGUGAGGAGGUCAGGUCUUACACCCGAUAUAAUAACUUAUAAUACCCUUAUAAGUGCUUGUUCAAGAGAGUCUAAUUUGGAGGAAGCAAUUGCGAUUUUUCAUGAUAUGGAGGACCACCAUUGUCAACCUGAUUUAUGGACUUACAAUGCUAUGAUUUCGGUAUUCGGUAGAUGUGGGCUUUCUAUGAAAGCCGAGCAUCUGUUUAAAGAAUUGGAGUCUAAAGGGUUUUUCCCUGAUGCAGUAACGUAUAAUUCUUUAUUGAAUGCUUUUUCAAAAGCAGGAAAUACGGAAAAGGUAAGGGAUAUUUGUGAAGAAAUGGUGAAAAUGGGGUUUGGCAAGGAUGAGAUGACAUACAACACUAUCAUACACAUGUAUGGAAAGCAAGGUCGGCAUGACCAGGCAUUGCAGCUUUACAGAGACAUGAAAUCAUCUGGCAGGAAUCCUGAUGCAAUUACAUAUACUGUUUUGAUAGAUUCACUUGGGAAAGCAAGUAAGAUUGAGGAAGUCACAAAUGUGAUGUCAGAAAUGUUGGAUGCAGGAGUUAAGCCCAGUUUGCACACAUAUAGUGCUUUAAUUUGUGCUUAUGUAAAGGUCGGAAAGCGAGCAGAGGCUGAAGAGACAUUCAAUCUCAUGCGUAGAUCAGGGAUCAAAGCUGAUUGUCUAGCAUACUCGGUUAUGUUAGAUUUCUUUCUGAGAUUCAAUGAGAUGAAAAAGGCUAUGAUGUUGUAUAAGGAAAUGAUUCGCAAUGGCUUCACACCUGAUAAUGGUCUAUAUGAGGUCAUGCUAAAUGCACUUGUGAGGGAAAACAUGUGGGAUGUUGUUGAAAGAACUGUCAGAGAUAUGGAAGAACUGAGAGGUAUGAAUCCACAAGUUAUUUCAUCGGUUCUUGUUAAAGGGGGAUGUUAUGAUCUUGCUGCUAAAAUGUUGAAAGUUGCCAUCAGCAAUGGCUAUGAAUUGGAUCAUGAGAAUUUUUUAUCUAUUAUUAGUUCGUAUAGCUCAUCUGCUAGAUAUUCAGAGGCAUGUGAACUUCUUGAAUUCUUGAGAGAACAUGCUCCAGAUGAUAUUCAAAUGAUCACCGAAGCACUCAUCAUUAUACUUUGCAAGGCUAAAAAGUUAGAUGCAGCCUUGGAGGAAUACAGAAGUAAAGGAGGACUUGGUUCAUUUAGAAGUUGUACUAUGUAUGAAUCUCUUAUUCAAGAAUGCAUACAGAAUGAACUCUUUGACGUAGCUUCUCAGAUUUUCUCUGACAUGAGAUUCAAUGGUGUUGAGCCAUCUGAAUGUCUGUACCAGGGCAUGGUGUCUGUCUACUGUAGAAUAUGCUUACCUGAGACAGCCCACCAUUUGUUGUAUCAUGCAGAGAAAAUUGGCAUUAUACUUGACGAUGCAUCUUUUUAUAUUGAUAUAAUUGAAACAUAUGGGAAGUUAAAGAUAUGGCAGAAGGCAGAAAGUUUAGUGGGGAUUUUGAGGCAAAGAUGUUCAAAGGUGGAUAGAAAGGUCUGGAAUGCUUUAAUACAUGCUUAUGCAUUCAGUGGUUGUUAUGAGAGAGCUAGAGCUAUUUUUAAUACAAUGAUGAGAGAUGGUCCUUCCCCAACUGUAGAUUCCAUAAACGGUCUAUUACAAGCUUUAAUUGUUGAUGGGAGACUGAAUGAGCUUUAUGUGGUAAUGCAGGAGUUGCAAGACAUGGGGUUCAAGAUCAGUAAAAGUUCUAUUCUUUUGAUGCUUGAAGCAUUUGCUCAGGCAGGAAACUUAUUUGAAGUGCAGAAAGUUUACCACGGAAUGAAAGCUGCUGGUUAUUUUCCUACCAUGCAUCUUUACAGAAUUAUGAUUGGAUUGCUGUGCAAAUUCAAGAGAGUUAGGGAUGUAGAAUUUAUGUUAUGUGAGAUGGAAGAGGAAGGAUUUAAGCCCGAUCUUCGAAUUUGCAAUUCUAUACUUAAAUUAUAUUCAGGCAUUGAAGAUUUUAAAAAGAUGGGUAUCAUUUACCGUAAGAUUCAAGAUGCCGGUCUUAAACCAGACGAGGAAACUUACAAUACAUUAAUUAUAAUGUACUGCAGAGACCAUAGACCGGAAGAAGGUUUGUCACUGAUGCAUGAAAUGACAAGACUUGAUCUAGAACCUAAGCCAGACACAUACAGAAGCUUGAUUGCAGCAUUUGGUAAGCAACAACUGUAUGAACAGGCUGAGGAACUUUUUGAAGAGCUUAGAUCAAAUGGCUAUAAACUGGACCGCUCCUUUUAUCAUUUAAUGAUGAAAAUGUAUAGAACUUCGGGGGAUCAUCAGAAAGCUGAAAAUCUACUGGCCAUGAUGAAAGAAGCAGGGGUAGAACCCACUCUUGCCACGAUGCAUUUGCUUAUGGUUUCUUAUGGCCAAUCUGGGCUGCCUGAGGAAGCUGAGAAAGUCCUUCAAAACUUGAAAACAACUGGACUGGUUCUGGAUACUCUACCUUAUAGCUCUGUUAUUGAUGCAUAUCUCAGAAAAGGAGAUUAUAAAGCUGGAAUUGAAAAGCUCGCAGAGAUGAAGGAAGCAGCCAUAGAACCAGACCAUCGAAUAUGGACCUGCUUUAUCAGAGCUGCUAGCUUGUGUGAAGGAGCAAGUGAAGCCCUUAAUCUUUUAAAUGCACUCCAAGGUGCUGGAUUUGAUCUUCCAAUCAGGCUUCUAAGAGAAAAAUCUGAGUCACUGGUUUCAGAGGUUGACCAAUGUCUUGAUAGACUAGAAAAUGUGGAAGAUAAUGCAGCCUUUAACUUUGUCAAUGCUUUGGUGGAUCUCUUGUGGGCAUUUGAACUCCGGGCCUCUGCAUCAUGGGUUUUCCAAUUGGCAAUCAAGAGAAACAUUUAUCGUCAUGAUAUAUUUAGAGUUGCUGAGAAGGACUGGGGGGCUGAUUUUAGAAAACUAUCUGCGGGUUCAGCUCUUGUUGGUCUUACUUUAUGGCUUGACCACAUGCAGGAUGCAUCCCUGGAGGGACAUCCAGAGUCACCAAAAUCAGUUGUACUUAUAACAGGAACAGCAGAAUACAACAUGGUAUCACUUGAUAGCACAUUGAAGGCAUGCCUUUGGGAAAUGGGAUCGCCUUUUCUUCCUUGUAAGACACGAAAUGGUGUCCUUGUGGCUAAGGCUCACUCCCUCAGGAUGUGGUUAAAAGACUCUCCAUUUUGCUUGGAUCUUGAGUUAAAAGAUUCCCCAAGUCUCCCUGAAUCAAACUCAAUGCAGCUUGUGGAAGGAUGCUUUAUAAGGCGUGGCCUUGUUCCAGCUUUCAAGGACAUUACUGAGAGACUGGGAAUAGUGAGUCCCAGGAAAUUUUCAAGAUUGGCUCUAUUACCUGAUGAUAAGAGAGUUAAAGCUAUUCAAGCUUAUACUGAUGGAAGGAAAGAGAAAUUGGAAAAAACAAAGAAAAUUGUUGACCCCAAACUGUUGAGGAAGAUCAAGAAAAUUAGGAGGAUGAAAUAUAUUCGAAGAUCUUUGAUGUCUCAACAAGAUAUACAAAAGACUUUCAUACCAAUUGGUGCAAAAAAAACAAUGUAAUGCCAAACACUAUAUAAAGUUUAUGAACCCA
Molecule: messenger RNA, 4477 nt
Organism: Gastrolobium bilobum
Lineage: Eukaryota; Viridiplantae; Streptophyta; Magnoliopsida; Fabales; Fabaceae
Product: pentatricopeptide repeat-containing protein At3g18110, chloroplastic
Exons: 4
Coding region: 1-4446 (1481 amino acids)
Biological process (GO): carbohydrate metabolic process
Molecular function (GO): protein binding; hydrolase activity, hydrolyzing O-glycosyl compounds
Source: RefSeq, a predicted model, not a curated record